ACUUGUCCUUCUCUCUUCUGCCCAUGAGUUGCUCGUAUUGUGGUCUCAAUGGCACUGUCAUCUUAUAAUCGACUGUCAUCUCUUGUCGCCAUGUCGUAACUCCCGAAUUCCCAUCACCCGCAGCCAAGGUGCCGCGUCGUUCGGUCCAUCGUCGACCCAUUCUCGAGACCAAAGACGCGCUUCACUCUAUCUCAACUGAUCCCCCAUUCAGUCUGUCUCUUGUCCAUAAUGCCGUUUACUCUCAAUGAGUUACUCAACCCUACAUCAACUGCUGUACACGAGCUGAAUUCUACAUCCAGUAUGGAUUCUCAUGAAUCCCCCUCCAAGGACGUCGCACCUGGAGUUCUUGAAUCAGACCCGACUUCCUCCACUGACGCUCAGGAUACCCUUGCAGCCAUUGCCCAGACAGCUACGAACGCCCUAGAAACCCACUCACUCGUUCCGGCCGCGCACGACGAUGUCGAAAUGACCGACGUGAGCCUGGUCAAACAGGAACAGCCAGAUGAUCCCAGCCUACCAACACAUCAAUCGCCGUCGCCGUCUCGUCAAGGUAGUCCAAGUCAACACGACAGCACCGAACCUACUUCCCACCACAGUCCCUCGCUCUCCCGAGAUACUCCCAACAAGUCCCUCAAACAGCGCAAACACCCUGGCAAGUCAAAGCCCGAGCUCACCGCCAACAAGUCCUCCAUCCACUCCUCCAAAAAUGAAGGCCAGCAUACAGAUCGCCGUUACCUGUGCUAUUUCUGUAACAAACUCUUCACCCGACGACGCUCCGUCAGAGAUCAUAUCUCAAAGAUUCACAACACAAAGACUUGGGAGCCUCUGCGCAGUUUAGAGAUCGUCGUCGAACCCAUUUCGGGCGAACCGCUAGAGCCCCUCGAGGACAUCAUCUCUCGAGGUCCACCUCCGCCGCCUCCAAAGCCUGCAAAAUCUGAACCCCGCCAGUCAUUCACCAAACAAGACGAAUCUACCCAAGACCUCAGCCCAGUUGCCAACGAAGAGGAAUCCCCCCAGCCCGAUAUACCCACAACCGUGGCUACAGAGCCCUCUCGUCCGACUACUUCCGUUACCUCCUUGAAAAAGGAACCAUCUCUGGUCGAAUCGCGAGCCUCCUCGAGUGAACCUUCGGCAAUCCCCGCUCCCGUCGCGGGCAAAAAGCGUCCUCCUCCCAACGAACCUUCCAAACCCGCGUCGGCCGCCCUCAAAAAGAAAGGCAUUGCAAAACCCAAGCCCACGCCCGCAAGUAACAAGAGGCAAAAGAUCAGUGACACGGAACACAGCUCCAGUCUCGCCCGCUCUCCUUUGCGUUCUCCAAGUGCGACCCCCUCCUCCAACCACGUCAAGCCGCUGGCAUCUUCAAAGCUCAAAAAUCAAACUCUUGCAGCGAGCGUGAGGUCAUCCCCAACCCCGAGUCUCUCACGUGACCCUUCGGUGCGAUCGAUAUCGCGAUCCAGCUCCGUCGCGGCCACCCCCGAAAGCUCCAACGAUGAUGGAGAGGUCUUUUGCAUCUGCCGCAAAGGCGACAACCAUACCUGGAUGAUUGCUUGUGACGGCGGUUGCGAAGAAUGGUACCACGGCAAUUGUGUCAAUAUUCGCGAGCGGGACGGCGACCUGAUUGACAAGUACAUAUGCCCGACCUGCACGAGGCCGGGCCUGCACACCACCUGGAAACGCAUGUGUCGUAGAAAGGACUGCCGCAAACCAGCGAGAGUGACACAAGACCCUCCCAGCAAGUAUUGUUCGGACGCCUGUGGGCGCAUGUUCUUUGUCGAACUUGUUCAGCGAGGAGAUCCUACUGUCCAGUCCAGUCGUGAUGGCCAGUCUGUUCUUGAAUUGGAAAAGCCGAAGAAGGUUCGCAAGAAACCGAGACGCGUCGGUAACGCACAUACCACGUCUAAGCCGACUGCCCCUCAGGCCAAUGGAGGCCUGGGCGAGCCGACCAACGAGGCGAGCCGUCUGGCCACUCCUGCCUACAGCGAAGACGAAAAAUCCGAAUACGAGACCGAUAGUAGUGUCGAUGAUGAUAUGCUGCCGAACCGAGGAGGUCCUUUGAGGGCCGGCGAAGUCAAGGCUCUCCUCGAACGUUGCAAGACUAUUGACGAAUGGAAGUUCCUGGGCAGAAAACCGGCUACUCCUCCACGAGACAUGGAUGAAAACGACUCCAAGGAGCCCGUAUUCGAACAUGACGAACUCGAACUCGACAAGAUCGCCAGCAUCGAAGAGCAAAUGCGCACGCUAAACGCCAAAAGUGAGCUCUUGAGUGCAAGAGAAGGCUUGUUGGAUCUCAUCAAGACCAGGUCCAGCAGUAUCACGGAUGAGGUCAAAAAAUCCAAUGCCAAGUCAAAGCCGUGUGGCUUUGAUCCACGUCUGGCUUGGAGCGACGAAGAGUUCUCCCGGUGGUACGUUGCACAAGGGAAAGCCAUUCUGGAUGCUGGGGACAAGGGCAAGAUCGGGCCUCCAGACGACGAUGAGCUCGUCUCGGACAAAGGUGCCAAUGGUCUAGCCAACGGAGCAUCAAAUCACCAUGCGGGAACGGAGGAUGAAGAAGAAGACAAUAUGCCCAAGAAAGGAGGCGUGUGCGUCAAGAACAACUGCCAGCGACACAAGAAUUGGGCCAAGGGUCAACUAGCUGAAGUGCGAUUUGAGCAGGAUUUGGUGAGAAGAUCUUUGGCAAGGCUGGAAGCCCAGCUGUAUGAGUUUCGUCAAAGAGCCAUGGUGAGAGCAUGGGAGCGAAGAGGCUGAAAGGCACAAAUGACCUAGUAACCUCAAUGUGUAUAUUACCACCAGCUCUCCGUGGCCUUGACCAUGGGAGGCAUCUGUUGCUUUCAUAGCCUUCGAGAAAGCGGUACAACAAAUCCAGGCAGAAUUUGACUCGGCGUGUGAUACAAGUCUAAGACUGAGCAUCUGACUAGACCUUUGGUCAAGUGUAAAUCAUCUGUGGAAGCGUCUAAAAUCCCGUGAUCCUGUUGAUCACAAAGACCGAUAUCCAACUCAUCAAUGCUUGACAAACACAUCCAACGCCAUUCAGAGUGUCGUAUAUCCAUCACCAGCUUCAAACCCUUACAUUGCGCAGCGACGACUCUGCACUCGGCAUGGCUUCGAGUUUGCAUGACACAGAUCACACAGACUGCACCGUCUCGACACGCUCACUUUCUCGAGUACGAGGCUCGGAUCUCAUCACACACAGCAGCCGUGACUUGGGCCGUAUUGGCGGAGCCACCAAGAUCAGUCGUCUUGAUGCCCUUUUCACAAACUCGUUCAACGCACUCGAGGAGACGCUGCGCCGCCGCCUCUUCGCCGAGCCAGCUCAGCAUCUCGGCUGCGGUCCAGAAGGUCGCCACAGGGUUCGCAAUACCCUUGCCGGUGAUGUCAAAUGCAGAGCCGUGAAUCGGCUCAAACAUGCUAGGAUGCUCGCGUGUCGGGUCAAGGUUCGACGUCGGUGCAAUUCCAAUACUACCGGCCAGCGCCGCCGCCAGAUCCGACAGAAUAUCCGCGUGGAGGUUGGUGGCGACGAUGGUGUCAAGGCUCUCUGGCUUGAGAACCAUCCGACAUGUCAUUGCAUCGACCAGCAUCUUGUCGGUUGUCACGUCUGGAAACUCGUUGGCAAUCUCUGCCGCCACCUCAUCCCAAAGAACCAUGCCGUUACGCUGAGCAUUGCUUUUGGUCACGACUGUCAGAAGCUUGCGCGGCCGCUUCCGUGCCGUCUCAAAGGCAAAUCGCAUGAUGCGCUCCACAGCAUGUCGUGUGAAGAUGCUCACUUCAGUUGCCGUCUCCCAGGGGUGGCCUUUGUGUGAGCGGCCGCCUUGACCCGCGUACUCGCCUUCACUGUUCUCGCGGAUGAUGACCCAAUCUAAUGAGCCCGGUGACGCGUUGCGGAGUGGUGAUUCCGUGCCGCGGAAAAUCUUGGUUGGACGGACGUUUGCAUACUGUUGCAGGGGCUGGCAGAUCGCAAGACGGAGGCCCCAGAGUGAGAUGUGAUCUGGAACAUCUAGUGUGGGCCGACUGGUUAGUUGCCAAUGAACAGGAAGGAUAGAUGGUAGUAUUCACCAGGAGCACCGACAGCGCCAAACAGAAUGGCGUCAUGUUUUUUCAGACUCUCCAAGCCACCAUCAGGGAUGUACUUUCCAGUCUUCUUGUAUGUCUCGGAUGACCAGUCGUAGUCUUGGAACUCGAGCUUGAAAUCGCCAGCGGCAGAUUCCAGAGUCUUGAGGACUUCCACGCCGGCAGAGAUUACCUCGGGUCCGAUGCCAUCGGCGCCCAUGGUGGCUAUCUUGUAGGUCUUGUUGACCGGGACGGCUAUAGGUGACAUUUUGGCGAUUGGCUGAGAAUUGGGAUCUAUAUCUGGGUUUCACGUAGGUCUUUUUCAAUAUAUAGAAGAUGGGCCUGUGACACCUUGAGAUGACACCAAGUAGAAGAGGGAAGACAGUUGACGUAUUCCUUGUCUCUUGGUA
This is a messenger RNA of Exophiala mesophila, 4454 nucleotides long. RefSeq lists its product as uncharacterized. Gene Ontology annotation, cellular component: Set1C/COMPASS complex. The transcript has 2 exons. The coding region runs from base 229 to 2745 and encodes 838 amino acids. The record is from RefSeq and is a predicted model, not a curated record. Lineage: Eukaryota; Fungi; Ascomycota; Eurotiomycetes; Chaetothyriales; Herpotrichiellaceae.